Molecule: messenger RNA, 2236 nt
Organism: Anopheles funestus (African malaria mosquito)
Lineage: Eukaryota; Metazoa; Arthropoda; Insecta; Diptera; Culicidae
Product: mitochondrial basic amino acids transporter
Exons: 4
Coding region: 836-2032 (398 amino acids)
Biological process (GO): mitochondrial L-ornithine transmembrane transport
Cellular component (GO): mitochondrion
Molecular function (GO): high-affinity L-arginine transmembrane transporter activity
Source: RefSeq, a predicted model, not a curated record
ACUGUUGAAACGAUCAUCUUCGGGCUGGCAGUGUACAGCUUCUUUGCUGAUAUAGUCUAGACCGGGGUUCCACUAGCCGAGUCAAUCCGACUGAUCAAACAGUCAAAUCCGGAAGGUUUUACUGUGUGCACUGUUCGCGUUUACGGGUCUGGAAGUUUACAUCUGUGGAGGGCGAUUGUAAGGCAUUGUGGAUGUUGAGAAACCAUCAUUACCUUACCUAGUACGUCGAUUACCACCUGUAUAGUCCGGCCAAUUAAAUGUAGCCCGUGUUUGCAGUGCAUCAAUACAAGUGAAAGUUAAACAGUAGUAUCGUACAAGCGUCAGUAUACCAGACUCUCGAUAGACGGUAGCGUUUGGAUACGUUAGCGUGUAUACACUUAGCUUAAGGAUAAGAGGAAUCCUCUGGUGUAGUAGUGUCCCUGAAGUUGUGAAGUGUCGUAGCAGACAAUCAGUAAUAUCUGCUUGAGAAUGCUAGUGCUCAAAUACGAUAACUUCGUCCCGAUACCAAUUAUAGACAGUUCAUGACACAGAGUGUCACCUUAGUGACAAUAAGUUUCGUAGUUUAAUUCCCAUCGACACAUCAUUCGAUCGCCGACCAACAUCUUCCAGGCUGAUCGUAGCUGAACUGAGGUGUUAUCACAAGUUCAACGACUAAACGGAGUGUGUAUACCGAUACAUUACACACAUCCUCUCUACACGUUCCCGGGCGGGACGACUUUUUGUACCAAUCGCAACGGAACCUUAGAAACUUACCUAUUACUACUCUAUUACGCCAUCUUAUCAUCGUGCCCACUAGCGCCUAUUAUAACACCGUCUCGUUUCGUCGGAUAGUCCGAUGGCUUUAGAUUUUGCUGCUGGUUGUUUAGGAGGAUGCGCCGGAGUUCUCGUUGGAUUUCCGUUCGACACGGUGAAGGUUCAUCUGCAGACACAAAACCACCAGAAUCCAUUGUACCGUGGCACGAUCGAUUGCUUCCGAAAGAUCAUUGUGCGCGAGGGCGUCCAUGGACUGUACCGGGGGAUGUCAAGCCCGAUGGCGGGCGUUGCCGUGGUGAACGCGAUCGUGUUCGGUGUGUACGGCAACAUACAGCGGCGUACGACCAAUCCGGACUCACUGUACUCGCACUUUCUGGCGGGAACGGCCGCUGGUUUAGCACAGAGCAUUAUCUGCUCACCGAUGGAGCUGAUCAAAACGAGACUCCAGCUGCAGGAUAAUCUACCGCGCGGUGCAGAACGGUUUAGUGGACCGGUCGAUUGCACCAAAAGCAUCUGGCGUCGGGAAGGUGCGCGAGGAAUUUUCCGUGGACUGGGCAUUACGGCAGCACGUGACGCGCCGGGAUUCUCCAGCUAUUUCGUGGCGUACGAGUACAUGGUACGGUGCGUUGUGGAUCCAUCGCCAUUCGUUAUUCUGAUGGCUGGCGGUCUUGCCGGUACCUUCUCGUGGCUCGUAACCUUUCCGAUCGAUGUCGUCAAAUCGCGACUACAAGCGGACGGCAUAUCCGGCAAGCCUCAGUACAGUGGAUUGAUCGAUUGCAUAAAGAAAAGCCACGCCGCUGAGGGUAUUGCAUUCCUGUCGCGAGGGCUCGCGUCAACGCUACUGCGUGCUUUUCCAAUGAAUGCCGUCUGCUUCCUGGUCGUAUCCUACACGAUGAAACUGUUCGACGAUCCUAAACUUAGCACCGUGGUCGAACUUGGAGCAAAUGCCGCGGCAACGGUGGAACCACCGUUACUGAUCGUUCCCACAGUCGCCGGUACUUCAAAGCUUCAAACACCCGCAACAAUCGGCCAUAAACGAAUCGCACACGAUCACGAUAGCCACCUGCUAAACAUCAAGCAAAACACCUAUCGAUUCCUGCGCUCGCUCGGAGCGUUCAGUGAGGCAGUCUGCUGUGCCGAGAUGGGAGAACUGGCGGACGAUCUGUACGAUAGCAACUCGGACGAGCGGUUAGGUGCAAACUAUGCCAAGCUUAACGAACUCCUGCUCAGCACUGACCCGGAGGAUACUAGCAAUCGGUACCCAUUUUUAGGCGACUGAAUGUCCUGCCCCAAACACGGCAUGAACGUGUUUCAGCUCCGUUUUGUUGGAAAAGGCCACCAAAGACUUGUGUACAAAGAAACCCUAGACUAAUCGUUGCCGAUGGGAACCCUGUGUAUGAAAAUAUAUGUUUUUUUAUUAUUUAAAUGUUAUCAAAAUGAAAACCGUCUCACACAGAAAGAAGCAAAUGCACGCACACAAACC